Adineta ricciae is the source of this 357-nucleotide messenger RNA. The record is from the annotation of a GenBank genome assembly. NCBI's taxonomy places the organism in Eukaryota, Metazoa, Rotifera, Eurotatoria, Adinetida, Adinetidae.
AUGUCGGACGCUACAGGUGACAAUCCAGCGCCAACCAGUGGUGAAUCGACUGAGAAAUCCGCACCAGCGUCAUCGGAACAAAUGGAAGCUCAACCAGCAACUGAUUCAGGUGAACAACAAUCGAAUGAAAAACAAGCGGAUACAAGUAAGGAUAAUGCCAACAAUGCGCAGCAACAACAAACAGGUGAAAAGACGAAACCCGACUUAUCAACAUUACCAACACGGGCCUAUCUGGAUCAAACUGUUGUUCCUAUUCUUCUUCAAGCAAUGUCACAACUUGCUAAAGAACGACCUGCUAAACCAAUUAGUUUUCUUGCCGAAUAUUUACUUAAUCAUAAAGAGAAAUACAAUGAAUAA